AUGUCGCCCAGACUGGAGGAGGCAUCACCCUAUACAUUGGCCAACAUCUGCAUGAAUGUCCUGAUUGCUAAUCUGGAAGAAUUGUGUUCUGAGAAACCUGAUGGAACACUGUGCUUUCCAGAGCAUUGGAGUUUCCCUCAGGAAAUAGCUGAUCGAUUCCUUGGGAUGAUGGUUUAUCAAGGCAAGCUGACUGAUAGAACAGCAAGUAUUUUCCAAGGCAACCAAAUGAACCUGAAGAUGGUAAAUAUCCAGAAAGCUAAAAUCUCUGCAGCUGCCUUCAUAAAAGCCUUCUGCCAUCAUAAGCUUGUUGAAGUAGAUGCCACUGCAGUGCACUCUGACCUUCCAAUCCCAGAUAUCUUAAGUGGACUCUGCAGCAAUAGCUGGAUCCAGCAAAAUCUCCGGUGUCUGCUAUUAGACUCGACAAGCAUUCCUCAAGAUUCAAAACAGCUGUCCUUUGGUCAGCUCACUGGACUUCGUAUUUUAAGUGUUUUCAACGUUUGCUUUCAUACUGAAGAUCUGGCUAAUGUUUCUCAGUUACCAAACCUGGAAAACUUGGACAUCUCCAAUACUCUGGUCACGAACAUCUCUGCACUCCUUAACUGUAAGGAUCGACUCAAGUUUCUUACAAUGCACUACCUGAAAUGCCUGACCAUGACCAAACCACAAAUUCUUGGAGUCAUCAGAGAACUUCAAUAUCUGCGUCACCUUGAUAUUUCCAAUCACAGGCAACUCAAAUCAGACUUAGCUUUUCAUUUGUUACAGCAGGAGGAUAUCCUGCCAAAUGUUGUGUCCCUGGAUAUUUCUGGCGGCAGUUGUAUCACUGAUGGAGCUGUAGAGCGAUUUAUACAGCAGCGACCUGAAAUGCAAUUUGUUGGGCUUUUGGCUACAGAUGCUGGUUAUUCUGACUUCUUUACUACAAAGCAAGGCUUGAGGGUUGCUGGAGGAGCCAGUAUGGGUCAGAUUUCCGAAGCACUGAGCCGAUAUGGGAACAGGUCAUGUUUUAUGAAGGAAGCUCUUUACAGGCUCUUUACAGAGACAUUUUCAAUGCAUGUACACAUGCCUGCUAUUUUAAAGCUUGUGGCUGUAGGAAUGAGGAAUCAUCCAAUGGAUUUACCAGUGCAAUUCACAGCUAGUGCUUGUGCCCUCAACUUAACACGCCAGGGUCUGGCCCAGGGAAUGCCUGUUCGCCUAUUGUCAGAAGUCACUUGUCUACUUUUCAAGGCUCUGAAAAAUUUCCCCCAUUACCAACAGUUACAGAAGAAUUGUCUUCUUUCCUUAACCAAUUCCAGGAUUCUUGUGGAUGUUCCGUUUGACAGGUUUGAUGCUGCCAAGUUUGUUAUGAAAUGGCUCUGUAGGCAUGAGAACCCCAAAAUGCAAACUAUGGCAGUGAGCAUCACCUCUAUUCUAGCAUUGCAGCUCUCACCAGAGCAAAUCGCACAACUCCAAGAAGAGCUCUUCAUGGCAGUUAAGGAACUUAUAGCGAUAGUGAAACAAAAGACUACUGAAAAAUUAGAUGAUGUCACCCUCUUGUUUGCUUUGAAAGCACUUUGGAAUCUUACAGAUGAAUCUCCAGCUGCCUGCAAACACUUCAUUGAAAACCAAGGAUUGGCAAUCUACGUUCAAGUUUUAGAGACUUUUUCAGAGUCUUCAGUACAAAGCAAAGUACUUGGUCUCUUGAACAACAUAGCUGAAGUCAGAGAGUUUUCUUCCAAGCUGGUGACUGAAGAUGUGAUGAAGCAUAUCAGCAGUUUACUUCAUAGCAAAGAAAUAGAAGUGAGCUAUUUUGCUGCAGGUAUCAUAGCCCACCUGACUUCUAACAAACAGCCCUGGCUCUUCCGUGACCUGCAGAGGAAUGCUCUUCUCCAGGAUUUGCAUGCAACCAUGAAGAAUUGGCCAAGUCCAAGUUGUAAGAUGUCAGCAUUGGUAACAUACAGAUCUUUCAAGUCAUUUUACUCACUCCUUGGCAACUUCUCUCAACCAGUGGUUCAGCUCUGGGGACUAUGGGCCAUGUGUCACGUCUGCAGUAAAAAUCCUAGCAAAUACUGCAAAAUGUUAGUUGAAGAAGGAGGAUUGCAGCUUUUGUAUGAUAUCCAGGGGCACAGUCAGGCAAAUCCUCAAGCACAGCAGAUGGCAACUUCCAUUCUAGAGGACUUCAGGAUGCAUUUCAUGAAUUAUCGGAGUCUCCCUCUGAGUUGAAGACCCUUCUUAAUCUGAGGGCUUCCAAGGUGCGCUCUGUUCCUCGUAACCAGGUCUUCCUUCCCUGUCAGUAACUGAAUGUUGAAAAUGUUUGUUGGUGUUUGUGUAUUAGGUGUCUCAUUGACCUUUCUUGUUGAUUUUUUUGUAAAUUAUAAAAAAGUUAGAUUUACAUGCUAGUCAUAAUCCCUAAUCAAGUUGGAAUCAUUUUAUGGAAACCUCUUUAGCAGUAGUGUUGAAAAACCAGUUAUUGUGGACUUUGUGGGGAGACUUGGGAGCUUGUGUUGGAAUAGCUAUGUUAGUUUUCUCUGACCCUGAACAGUUUUUCCACUUUGGGGAGUUUGUCAGUGAAACAGGACCUCUUUGCUGGGAAGAGGAAGGACAGACCUACAGGGAAAUUUGGUAUUUAUGUUAAAUUCCCUCAUUUGUUAUUCCUGGUAUGUGAAGCUACCAGAAAAGAAGUAUCUGAAGAUGGGAAAUAAUAUGUUUUCAAAUGUUUUUUUGGCCAGGCACAGUGGUGCACACCUGAAUCCUAGCUACUUAGGAGGAGGAGGCAGGAGGGUCACAAGUUUAAGGCCAGCCUGGCCAACUUAGUGAGAUCCUUUCUCAUAAUUUAAGAAAAAGUGCUGGAGAUAUAGCUCAGUGAUAAAGAACCUCUGGGUUCAAUCCUCAGUCCUCAAGAGAUGGGGGAAAAUAUCUAGAAAACGGAACCUGUUGGAAGGGGAGAAAAGAUUUUCUUUUUUUAAUCCCCCCCCACACCCCCCACAGAUACUAGAGUACUUUCCAUUUGAGAGGUAGAGGGAAAAGAAUAUAUAUUUUAUAGUUUGGGAUUUUUUUUUUCCUUUUCUUAAACUUUUUUAUGGGUGCUCUUAUUCAGCAUGGAGUCAAAGGGGUCACUUUUCUGAAAUCAAGCCUCAAUUACAGCAUAAACUCUAUCAGAAGCUUUUGUUUGUUUUGUCUUCAAAGCUGCUCUGAGGAAUAAAGUAUGAAUUCCUUCCUUGUCUUAUUAUUGACAACUGAUGAAUUUGCUUUGUCAUUCAUCUGCUUAAGUUUUCGUUUUUUUUCCCCCAUAACAGGGAUCAAACCCAAGGCCUCGCAUGCUAUGCAAGUACUUUACUACUGAGCUAUAUUCUCAAUCUUCUGUUUAAGUUUUCAAAUAACUAAACUAAAUUCCUGUUUGAUUAUUAGCAUAUUUUAAGACUAGAGUUUUGUGCUUUUAGCUGGAUUUACCUCUUAAUUGAAGUAUUGUGUGCCAUCUUUGGGACUCAUUGAGUAUGUCGUUUUUAGUUGCUCUAAAACACAUUACAUACUCUUACUCACCAGUUUCCUCGCAGAUAAGUGUAAUUUGUAACCGAAUCCUUCUUCAAACUGCACCCUUUAUCUCACACUCACUCUUCUUCAUGA
Messenger RNA from Ictidomys tridecemlineatus (thirteen-lined ground squirrel), 3597 nucleotides. Lineage: Eukaryota; Metazoa; Chordata; Mammalia; Rodentia; Sciuridae. The record is from RefSeq and is a predicted model, not a curated record.